Molecule: messenger RNA, 1212 nt
Organism: Rotaria sp. Silwood2
Lineage: Eukaryota; Metazoa; Rotifera; Eurotatoria; Philodinida; Philodinidae
Source: the annotation of a GenBank genome assembly
AUGGUCUCCGCUUCGGUCAGUGCCUAUACUGCGCCAGCACUUAUGACCGUUGGUCUUCUUACUGAUUAUUGGAUAUAUGGAAAUCAAACAAGAUUAUCACAAAAUCCAGUAGUAAAAAUAGGCGAUAUACGAAGUUUAAAUUAUACAUAUCAUCGAAUUGGUCUUUGGCGCGAAUGUAUGAAAGAGAGUUAUGACGCUCCAUAUACCUGUGAUAUUGUUAAAUAUUCCAAAGCUGAGGCAAAAUUAGAAAAAGGUUUUAAAGCUGUAUCAUAUCGAUCAGCACCAAGUAUGGCUUGUUUUACAGCUGCAUCUGCUCUUUUAAUUAUUGCCAUUUUUUUAUUUACACGUGGUCUUUGCAAACGACGUCGAAAGGCUGUUUUCUUCAUCUCAGGACUUUUAUUUUCUAUCUCAGGUUUACUUACAAUGGUUGGUGUUACAUUAUAUGUUUCAAUUACAACUGAAGAAUCAGUUAAAAUCGAUCAAGAUGCUAAGGUGAUGUUAUGUUCCUAUGGAUAUUCAUUUCUUUGUGCAGUUUUUUCAUUUGUUCUACAAGAAUUAACUGGUGUUUUAACUGUUUAUUGGUUUAUAUAUCGUUUUCGUGCACUUGUACGAAAACAAGAAAAACUACGCUUACGUACUCGUCAAUUAAUGGGAAAUUGUUUAUCAAUGACAACUGCUUUACCAUUAAAUCUUGCUGCACAUGACACAAAUAAUACCAAUAAUAAUAAUAAUAAUAAUAAUACAAAAUCGAUGUCGAAUCGUUCGAAUUAUCAAUUAAAUCAAAAUCAUUAUUCUACUUCAAAUAAUCAACGUUAUCAGUAUGCGAUCGGUAAUGCUGCUACACCAGAUUCUUCAACACCUAAACAACAAAGAGUUCUAGAAAGACGACGUAUACCAUUUGAUAAAUCUGUACCAAUAUCAUCUCAACAUGUUGAUAAAAUACCUUAUUCAAUAAUUCCACCCCGAUCACCAACACUUCUCUACGGAGAUUAUUGUCGUGUAUUAAUUCGUCCAGAAGAUAUGGAUUUACUUACACAAAUGGUUAAAUCAAAAUCUCAAGCACAAUUAUUAGCUAAUUCAAGACCAACAACACCAGCGCCACCAAUAAGAAUUAUUAAACUUCUACCGAACUCACAUCCAAAUAGACAAAUACCCAAUAAUAUAGCAAAACGAAGUAUACGAAAAGGCAUCAAACGGACUACAUCUGUUUAA